GCCAAUCACACGGCGACUUGCCCACAACACAGGCGCGAAACGAAAGCGUUGUGACGCUGGUGCGGAAUCAAGCGGCGGUGUUAACGGGACGAGAAAUGGACCUGUCGCAGAAGAGAAAACGAAUAAGUCACGAAUUAACCAAGUCACAGCCCUCCAGGCGCGAAGCUGCACCGUCCUGCAGCACAAAUGGCCAAGCAGGAGGUUUCGUGGAGGGCUCUAUCCUCCGCAUCACCAUGCGCAACUUCCUCACAUACGAUCACUCGGAAGUUUUCCCGGGACCCAAGCUGAACAUGAUCGUGGGAGCCAAUGGCACAGGGAAGUCCAGUAUAGUGUGUGCCAUCUGCCUGGGCCUGGCGGGAAAAACAGCCGUCCUGGGCCGAGGAGACAAGAUGCUUCGGAGGCAGUUGUGCCGAGAUGAUUUGGUUGCCUGUAGUCAGAAUGCAAACAAAGUGUACAAGCUGGUAAAUCCGGAGUAUGAAACGGCACGUAAAGAGCUCGAGGGGGUGAAGAAGGAGAGAGAGGAAAUGAAAAAGAAGCUGAAGUCGCUAAAAGAAGCUCAGGAGCCACUGCUCAGGAAGAUCCGCUCGGUGGAGAGUCAGCUGCAGCCCAUCGAGCAGCAGAUGAAGGAGCUGACUGCCGGUAUCAGAGACGCAUCGCAGAAAUGUAAGCAGAAACAUGAUCAGCUGGAAUAUAGGAAUAAAGAGGUUGAUGACAUCAGACAGGACCUGAGUCUGAAGCAGACCGAGGAGGCGGACCGACAGAAGCGGAUCGGACACACGCAGCUCAUGAUCAAAGACCUGCAGAAGGAGUUACAGAACAUGGGCAGCAUGGAGGACGUCACGCCUCAGAUUGAGGCUGUUAAUGCAGAUCUGAGGAAAAUCCAGGAGGAAAAAGCCAAACUGGAGGGCGAGAUGUUGGACCUGCGCAGAGAUAAAGACGAAGCCUUUGGAGAAUUAAACCGUUUGCGGAAUCGUCAGAGGAGUCUGGACGACAUGAUGAAGGUGAAAGAGGAUAAACUGCGCAACCGUUUUCGUGACACCUACACCGCCCUCAAGUGGCUGAGGGAUAACCGUGAUCGUUUUGAAGGCAACGUCUAUGAGCCCAUGAUGCUGGUGAUAAAUGUCCGUGAUACUCGGCACGCAAAAUACAUUGAGAGUCACAUUCCUCUCAAUGAUUUGAGAGCCUUCGUCUUUCAGAGACAGGAGGACAUGGAGAAGUUCAUGACAGAGGUGCGAGACACACAGAGGCUGCGAGUUAACACCGUCAUUGCUCCAGAGGAGUCCUGCUCUAAACGACCACCAUCACGACCACUCGAGACUCUAAAGCCUUAUGGCUUCUUCUCAUAUUUGCGUGAGCUGUUCGAUGCUCCUGAGGAGGUCAUGAGUUACUUAUGCUAUCAGUACAAAGUCAAUGAUGUGCCUGUAGGAACAGAGAAGACUAAGAGCAUGAUCGAGAUGGUGAUCAGAGAGCUUCAGAUGAGGAUGAUCUACACAGCGGAGGAGAAGUACACUGUGAAGAAAUCCAACUACUCUAGUAACGUGGUCUCCAGUAACUCGGCCCUGCGACCCUCGCAGUUCCUCACUACGACCAUAGAUGCAGAUGAGAGAAGCCAGCUGGAGGAGCAGCUGAGGGCAGCAGAGAGGCAGGUGCAGAGCAUUGAUCAACGGAUGGUAGCCAUUCGUGAGCAGCAAGCUAAACUGGAUCGCCGUGAUAAUGAGCUGCGUGCUAACAAGAAGAAACUGUCUGAGCUGAAAGGCAAGAAGAGACAACUGGAGCAGAAAAUCAGCACAAAACAGGACAGUUUACGGCAGAUGGAGCAGAAUGAGAUCAACUUGCAGGCAAUUGAAGAGGAAACAAAUGCCAAGAUCGCUGCUGUAAACAACAAGAAAGUGGCCAUAAUGGAGGAGUAUUUGGGUCACAUGCAGGUGUGUUUGUGUUCUCCGAAGCUUGAUUUCUACCCUCAGCUUAAGAACACGUGUGUCUGUGUGUUCGCGCAGGUGGUGUACACCAAACUGGACCAGGCAAAGAACAAUCUGUUGGCCACGUGUAAGACCCUGAUGAGGAGGGCCAGUGAGAUCUGUAACAUGACCCCCGGAGAGACGGCCGUCCCAGAGGAACUACACGCAGCCUUCAGCCAGUUGCCUGAUACACUGGAUGAGAUUGAUGCCAUGCUGAAUGAGGAGAAGACCAGAGCCGAGUGCUUCACCGGCCUCAGUGAUGCUGUGGUGGAGGAAUAUAACAGACGUGAGCGGGAGAUUCAGAACAUGGAGAAGGAGCUGGACGACAAGACCAAUGCUCUGAGAACCUACAGACAAAACAUCGCUGAGGCCAAAGAGCGCUGGCUGAAUCCUCUGAAGCUGCUGGUGGAGCAGAUCAACGAGCGCUUCCGUGAUUUCUUUCGCUCCAUGCAGUGCGCUGGAGAGGUGGAUCUGCACUCGGAGAACGGGGAGGAGUAUGAUAAGUACGGCAUCCGCAUCCAGGUGAAGUUUCGCAGCAGCACGGAGCUGCACGAGCUGACGCCUCACCAUCAGAGCGGAGGAGAGCGCAGCGUGUCCACCAUGCUGUACCUCAUGGCCCUGCAGGAGCUCAACCGCUGCCCCUUCAGAGUGGUGGACGAGAUCAACCAGGGCAUGGAUCCUGUCAAUGAGAGACGAGUGUUUGACAUCGUAGUGCGCACAGCGUGUGGUGUGAACACGUCUCAGUAUUUCUUCAUCACACCUAAGCUCCUACAGAACCUGCAGUACGCGGAGCAGAUGACCAUCCUCUGUGUGCACAACGGACCCUACAUGCUGCCGCCGAACAAAUGGAGCGAGAAAGCCUUCAUCAGAUGCGCCACACGCAGACAAAUCUCCUGAAGAAACUCAACUACAUGUUGAGCUCGAGUUCUUGUUGGAUCACCAGUUCAGAUGAGGUUAAGUGCCUUCAUGUCAUAAAUGCAUAAAAAAUGUUUCCAGUUCUGAUUAAACAUUUUGUGUAAUGAGUUAAUAAAUGCAACUUUUUCAGUCAGUGUUAAUUCUCACUAAAGGAAACAUCACUAUUAUUAUUAUUAGGGUCAGAAAUGCAGUAUGAAA
This is a messenger RNA of Sinocyclocheilus rhinocerous, 3071 nucleotides long. RefSeq names its product structural maintenance of chromosomes protein 5-like. The transcript is spliced from 20 exons. Gene Ontology annotation, biological process: double-strand break repair via homologous recombination. The coding region runs from base 96 to 2855 and encodes 919 amino acids. Gene Ontology annotation, molecular function: ATP hydrolysis activity; single-stranded DNA binding. Gene Ontology annotation, cellular component: nucleus; Smc5-Smc6 complex. Lineage: Eukaryota; Metazoa; Chordata; Actinopteri; Cypriniformes; Cyprinidae. The record is from RefSeq and is a predicted model, not a curated record.